Messenger RNA from Colius striatus (speckled mousebird), 4780 nucleotides. RefSeq names its product polypyrimidine tract binding protein 1 (gene PTBP1). Gene Ontology annotation, molecular function: mRNA binding. The transcript is spliced from 15 exons. Gene Ontology annotation, biological process: regulation of RNA splicing; mRNA processing; regulation of cell differentiation. Lineage: Eukaryota; Metazoa; Chordata; Aves; Coliiformes; Coliidae. The record is from RefSeq and is a predicted model, not a curated record. Gene Ontology annotation, cellular component: nucleus. The coding region runs from base 76 to 1761 and encodes 561 amino acids.
AACACGGAGCGGUUGGGUUCGUUCCUGCUAUUCCGGCGCCUCCACUCCCUUCCCGACGGGUCUCCUCCGUGUGCAAUGGACGGCAUUGUCCAAGAUAUAACAGUUGGUACAAAGCGGGGAUCUGACGAGCUUUUCUCUGCUUGUGUUACUAACGGACCCUUUAUCAUGAGCAGCAACUCUUCUUCUGCAGCUAAUGGAAACGACAGCAAAAAAUUCAAAGGCGAUAGUAGAAGUGCCGGGGUCCCAUCCCGAGUGAUCCACGUCCGUAAGCUCCCCAGUGAUGUCACGGAGGCAGAGGUCAUUUCCUUGGGCUUACCUUUUGGCAAGGUCACCAAUCUUCUGAUGUUGAAAGGAAAAAAUCAGGCUUUCAUCGAAAUGAGUACAGAGGAGGCAGCCAACACCAUGGUAAACUACUACACCACAGUCACUCCAGUCCUUCGAAGCCAGCCCAUCUAUAUUCAGUUCUCCAACCACAAGGAGCUGAAGACAGACAACUCUCUAAACCAAGCACGUGCCCAAGCAGCUCUGCAAGCAGUGAACUCAGUUCAGUCUGGAAACCUGGCGCUGUCGGCCUCGGCUGCCGCAGUAGAUGCAGGAAUGGCGAUGGCUGGCCAGAGCCCUGUCCUCAGGAUCAUUAUUGAGAAUCUCUUCUAUCCUGUCACUCUAGAUGUUCUGCAUCAGAUUUUUUCCAAGUUUGGUACAGUCUUGAAAAUAAUUACAUUCACAAAGAACAACCAAUUCCAGGCCCUGUUACAAUAUGCUGACCCAGUGAGCGCUCAGCAUGCCAAACUGUCUUUAGAUGGACAGAAUAUCUACAAUGCCUGCUGUACACUGCGCAUAGAUUUCUCCAAGCUCACGAGUCUCAAUGUCAAAUACAACAAUGAUAAGAGCAGAGAUUAUACCCGACCAGACCUGCCUUCUGGGGAUAACCAGCCCUCUCUUGAUCAGACCAUGGCAGCUGCUUUUGGUGCCCCAGGAAUAAUCUCUCCUUCUCCAUAUGCAGGAGCUGGCUUUCCUCCUACCUUUGCAAUUCCUCAGGCUGCAGGUACUGUAUUUCGCCUGACAGUUCCAAAUGUUCAUGGAGCACUAGCUCCUUUGGCUAUCCCAUCAGCAGCAGCUGCAGCGGCUGCAGCGGGCCGGAUUGCCAUUCCCGGCCUCCCUGGGGCAGGGAACUCAGUUCUGCUCAUUAGCAAUCUGAACCCAGAGAGAGCUACACCCCAAUGCCUCUUUAUUCUUUUCGGAGUCUAUGGUGAUGUGCAGAGGGUGAAGAUUUUAUUCAAUAAGAAAGAGAAUGCCCUAGUUCAGAUGGCUGAUGGAAACCAGGCCCAGCUUGCCAUGAGCCAUUUAAAUGGUCAGAAGCUUCACGGGAAGCCAAUCCGCAUAACACUGUCCAAACACCAGACAGUGCAACUUCCCCGUGCGGGCCAGGAGGACCGAGGGCUGACCAAGGACUAUGGCAAUUCUCCUCUACAUCGCUUCAAGAAACCAGGCUCCAAAAAUUUCCAGAACAUCUUCCCCCCAUCUGCCACUCUUCACCUGUCCAACAUUCCACCUUCAAUAACUGAAGAAGACCUGAAGAUGUUAUUUUCAAGCAAUGGUGGGAUGGUCAAAGGAUUCAAAUUCUUCCAGAAGGACCGGAAAAUGGCUCUGAUCCAGAUGGGCUCUGUGGAAGAAGCCAUUCAAUCACUCAUCGAGCUCCACAAUCAUGACCUGGGUGAGAGCCACCACCUCCGUGUGUCCUUCUCCAAAUCCACCAUUUAAAGCUUUUGGAAGGUGUGAGAUGAUAGAAACAAACAACAACAAAUGGACUUGACUUAAAAACCACAAAACACCUCUGGUGUUCAGCCUUGGCCUUACAAAGCUGAACAUCAGGGUUUCAACUUCCAUCAUUCCAGAGAGAGAGAGAAAAAAAAGCCACUUUAAAAAUGCAGCUGAAGUGACCUUAAAAGACCAGAGAUUUUAUUUUUUUAAAGAGAAAAAAGAAUCAGUUUACCAGUUUUUAAAAAAAGAAAAGAAAAGAAAAAGAGAUCUAAUUCCUUACUUGCUGAAACCUUGUGGUGAUGGGUAACAAACAAUCCUGACUGUUCCAUAGCAAAUCACAGCUUUCAAGUUUACACUUUGGAAACCUGCUCUGGGAAGUUCCCCUCCCUUUCCUGCUCCUCCCUCCCCAAAAGCAGAUCCUAGAACAAGUGUGAUCAGGUUUCACGUUGAUGCCUUGUUUCGAUUUCUUUUACCCGUUCACGCCUUGAAAGACCUAAAACCACUGUGUGAAUUCACUGUAGCGCCUUGGAGUCAGGAUUUUACUAAAGGCCUGGUGUAGAGGAGCUCUCGACUCACCCAGCACAAAAUAUAAGUUGCAUUGAUCCUACCUUACCUGUGCAUCUGCUUAUCCUGUGCCUUAAAACCUUUUGACUUCUUUGGGGAAAACAUCUGAACUGCAGGGAGUGGAUGAGGGAGGGGAGAGUUGAGAAGAGGGAAGUUGAGCUCUGGCUCGCUGGGUGGGCUUGGUGUGUAGGGAAGGACCAGUGAAAGUUGGCCAAGUGGCUAAAGAAACAUAUUGGGCUUUGACUCUUCAGGCAAUUAUGUCCCAGUGUCUGUGAAGCGUUUGCAGUGUUGUCUUCACGCCCCUUCCCAAUCUGCUGGUGGUUCAUCACCACAGAAAACCCUCAGGUUUGGGGGAGUUCUUCCCGAGAUCCUUUUAUAUCAGGACUCAAAGCAGAAGGGUCUGGGGUGGGGAAACAUUCCCAAGACCAAACCACAUCCCGUUGGCAGGACAAGUCAGGGGCUCUGUGCCUCGAGCCGUGAUCAAGGUGUGCAAUUAAGCCGCUGUCAGACCCUUGUGAAGACGAAUCAUUCAGAGUUUGUCAAAAAUGCUAUGUGUGUGUGUAUAUAUAUAUCUAAAUACUUGGCUAGGAUGUGAAGAAUUCUUGGCUAUCCCACAUCUAGCAAGGUGCUCGUGCUGGAGUCACCUUGAUGCCCCUCAUCUUGAUUAACCAGACCAACGUAGCUCUGCCGUCACUCUGUAGCGUGUCUUCAGCAUUUUGAGCUUUUUUUUUGGGGGGGGGUGGGAGGGAGGAGGGGUUUAAAUCUUGUAUUAUACUUUCUGAUGCUGUUGCUGUCAUCUGUGCCUAGCAAUAUUUCCAGUUGACCAAAUAUUCUAAUCUCUUUAUAUGCAAAAGAAAUAGUUUAAGUACCUUUUUUGUUUUAAAUAGAAUGAUAAGAUGGUAUCAGUGUAAUCUAAAUUUACUCCUUUGUGGUAUUACCCAUGUAUACUGUACUUUCCUUCUUUUAUUUUUGGGGUUUGGUUUGGGGGUUGGUUGGGUUUUUUUUUUCCCCUUUCCUCCUUUUUUUUCCUCCUUUGAUUGAAGCUUGUAGGGCAGGAAUUGAACCAGGCUGAGGUCGUGGCUGAGGAUGGGUAACGUAGCGAAAGCAAAGGGUGUGAGGUGACAAGCCACAAAGGAGCUUGUGAACAAGAACUAAAAGGACCCAGGUUAAAGAUGGUUUGUGGGGUGGGGUUUUUUUUCUGGUUUACCUUUUGAAGCCCAGAUCUAUAGGAAGGCUAAUCAAGAAGAAUGCAGCAGCUCAUGUUUUCCCAAGGAUACAACCAUUUCUGGGGGUGUUUUUCCUGGCUUACAGCUCUCUCCCAGGCCAUUCUGCCUUCUCUUUCCUUGUGACCCAACGUUGCCUUACAUUUCCCUCUAACCUGCAACCUGUUUGGAUGCAAAAUAACAAAACAGAGAGAGAAAUAAUUCUUCUUUUCAGGGUUUUUUGUUGGUUUUAUUUUUUUUCCUUCUGCAAAUUGUGGACCAAAGUUUUGUUUUGUUUUGUUUUUAGUUGUCUUAGUGUUGCAAGUUAUGGUUUCCUUGCCCAGUGUGUGGGAGCUCUUGGACUUGCCUGGCACUGAGCGUUUGGAAAAGUCUUACCUUUCCUUGGUUUCCUCCCUGAUCCUCCUGGGGAUGUGAGUCAGGCUGGACAAGGGUGUGAAGCCCGAGCAAAGAGGCUUCAGCUUGAGUUGCUGGCGUGAGCUGGGUGAUCCUCACCUGCCUUGGGCCUCGCUUGGUGGCCAAGUGUGACACCACCUUCACUGGCAGUGUUGCCCCAGUUUGAGCUGAGGGGGUUCAGCUGGUGAGUUAGAUGCUGAUGAGGGUUCCCUCAAGCUUGGAUGAGUGUUAACAAAGCCUUUAACCAACCCUCCUCUCCACCAAGCUCUGGCUGUCUCUGCCUGGAGUUGCCAGCUGGAGUUGGCUUGUUACCACCCUCCCCGAGGGAACAAUGGGGCAGCACUACCACGAGGACCCACGUGCAUCCCAAGGGGAACUGCUGGGGUUUAACCUUCAAGCCACCUCACCCAGGACACUGGGAAGAGGCUUUUACCGAGACAAAACCUUACCUGGUGGCCUCUGGUACCAGUUGAGUUGCCCUGGGCUGUCUGUGCUGUGUGAACGCCGGCCCAGGAGCUGAGGUGACCCCAGAACCCGGGCAGUGGUGGGUUUAUUUUCCUUUGGAUCCCUGUGUUUGCAUGUAAAGAAUGUGAGUAACAAAAGGGUGUACAUAUUUAUAAUUUUUUUAUACCUGUAAGACAUGAGGGGGCAGCAAAACCCAAGUUUUUUUUAUGGGGAAAACAGAUGUAUUGUAUAUUUUGAUAACAGCUAUUCCAGGUUCAGUAUUGUGGAAGGUGGGGUGGGCAGGGGUAAGCAUACAAAGACAUCACAGGUUCCAUUUGCCUCUUUCAAAGAAUGUUUGUAAUGCAAAAAGAAAUUAAAAACUAUUUUAUAACAAC